This is a messenger RNA of Prorocentrum cordatum, 804 nucleotides long. NCBI's taxonomy places the organism in Eukaryota, Dinophyceae, Prorocentrales, Prorocentraceae. The record is from the annotation of a GenBank genome assembly.
CGAUCAUGGGAGGUAGCCGGUUCGACGACCGCACGACGGGCAUGGUCCAGCACUACGCGCCGAAGGCCAGGGCGGCCGAGGCGAACGGCACCGGCGGCAUCGUGCACAUCAACAUCGACAGGAGCAUCUUCGGGAAGGUGAUCAAGCCCACGGUCGAGGUCUGGGCGGACACGCAGCACGCGCUGCAGGCCAUCGAGCCCUUGCUGGUGCCCUCGGAGGACCAGGCGCGUGCCGACUGGCUUCAGCAGUGCCAGCAGAUGAAGAAGGAUUACGCGUUCGGCUAUGCCAAAGCGCCCAAUAAUCAGAUCAAGACACAGCAGGUCAUCGAGGCGACCAACGCCUUCCUGCACAAGAAGGGCUGGAUGGACGACCGUGACGUGUUUGUGUGCACCGGCGUGGGCAACCAUCAGAUGAUGUCUGCGCAGUUCAUCAGGUGGACGAGGCCUCGCAGUAUGAUCACGAGCGGCAGCCUGGGCGUCAUGGGCGCUGGCCUGCCCUUUGCCAUCGGCACGCAGGUGGCGAACCCCAAGUCUCUGACGAUCCUCAUCGACGGCGACGGGUCCUUCAACAUGACCAACAUGGACCUGCAGACCAUCAAGAGGUACAACCUCCCGAUCAAGAUCGCUGUCAUGAACGACGCCAGGCAGCAGAUGGUUUGGAUAUGGCAGAGGUUGUUUUUCGGAGGGCGGUACGUCAGCGUCGACAACGUCAAUCCCGAUUUCGUGAUGCUGGCGCAGGCACACGGCAUCGAGGCCGCCAGGUGCGAUAACGAGACGGACCUGGAAGCGGCGGUCGAGAAGUGGC